AUGUUUCCGGCAUAUGAUCGGGAUUCUCCUCCACGUCAUAUUGCUCCACUCGAUGAAGAAAACGAUUUCAGUGGUCGUUUUGGUUCGUUUGCUUCUAGAUCAAAGAAAAAAUGUGAAAAUAAGGAACAACAGAGAUGCGAACGUCAGGAAAGAAAAGCAAAACGAAAAAAAAAGCUUGAACGAGAACGGUUGUUAUCGCAGCAUUCUAUCAAAAUGGUCGGCAUCAAUUCUGAUGAUGAAAGUGAUAUCGAAGUACCUUUAGACUUCAUGUCUGUUGUAAAUAUUAAAGAAAAAAGGAAGCUAAAACGCUCAUCAAAAGAAAAGAAGACGAAGAAACGACGCAGACGGUCCACUUCAUCAUCUUCAUCUUCCAAGUCAUCAAAUUCAUCCAGAGACAGUACCAGUUCGAAUUUAAGCGAAGAUAAAUAUAAUGCGCGACUUUCAGUUCCGCAAAUACUAUGUGCAAACCAUCGGUGGAGUUUUAUGAUAAAGUUCGAUCCGUCCAACGCGAGAUCAUUCAUGGUGAUGGAUUUAAAAGGUGAUCGUUCUAAUGUGCAUUACGAGUCUUUAUACAAAAGUGACGUAGCACAGUAUGAAUUUUUAUUGAAGAAAGUCCUUGGUGGUAACGAAGUUCUUGAAAGGUUUCGUUUUGGUACUUCUGAGAAGAAGGAUAACUUCCAAAGAUACUUCAGCGAUAAAGUUAGGAAGACCUGGAAAGAAGAACCAGAACGGUUAUGGAGGACAAAAGAACUAAAACCUUUCACAGAUUACAUUGAGCUCUCUAAAUUUGCUUUGUCAGAAGAUGAUUUGAAGGAUGAGAGUGGAAAUUUGAGCUUGGAAAAGUGUAAAGCAAUUCAAGGUGGAAGAUCUUUGAUUGAGGCCACUGCAGAAGCAAGAAGUCGAAAGUAUAAUGCGGAAUUAGGAAAAGACCGAUAUAAUAUUGAAUUGUGGUUGAAAUUCUUGGCAGUUCAGGAUGAAGUGUUUUUGGCGCAAGACACUCUGGAAAAUAAAAAGACGAGGGAUGAGCGGCUUACGAAUCGUGAGCUCUUUGAACGAAAAAUGAGCAUUUUGGACAAGGCUGUUUCUUUUAAUUUCAACUGCGUGAAACUCAAACUAGAGCGGCUAAAAAUUGGAAUGCAUUUAUGGGAAGAGAAUGUCUUAAAUCGCGAAAUUAGAGAUGUGGAGUUCAGACAUGUCAAUGAUCCAGAAAUGUGGAAAGGCGUACUUGAUCUUUUGGAGAAUGACACGAGACGGUUCAAUCUUGCUAAUCAGUGUAUAAAGAUGAAAGUAUGUUUGGAAAAACUUGAUGAAAUACGGAACGGUAAAUUGUUGUCACACAAGGCACUGCCGAACACUGAACAAUUCAUGGCAUCUGUGAUCCUUCGUAGAAUACGUCUUCUGUGGAAAUGUGGACAUAUUGAAAAGGCAAUUGGGACGGCUCAAGCUAUUUGCGAAUUUAACUUAUGUGUUCCAGAAUCAUUUAGAAAUGCGAAGUUGGAAGAUAAACGAAAACUUUUCGAAGCUUUCUGGGAUAGUGGAAUCGCUCGUAUCGGCGAUGAAGGCGCAGAAGGAUGGGCGAAAUCAUUAGAACACUUAAAGAAAGGAAUGGUAAAAACAGAUCUGUCGAUGUGCGAAGAGGAACAGUUGGAAUAUGACAAAAAGGAGACUGAAUUAUGUAACAGAGUUGGCUCAAAUGGUUUAAAGUUACCUUGUCAUCUUGUCUGGAUAGAAGUAGAACGUCUACGAACGCAGUAUCAGUGGAGGCCGAUCAGAGAUUUAGGCGCGACGUUUGAUGACAGAGAACGAGUUGUGACAUUUCAAGAUGUUGAGGAUGUAUUGUAUGUGCUUAGUCCUUCUGUUAUGUUCGAUCUUUUCUGCAGCAUUUUAGAAGAAUUUGGAGCACUGAUAUAUGGUCGGGACUCAACUUUACCAGCUAACAUUAUGCAUGAGUUUGCCAUUUUUCCUGAUCUUUCUCUGUUCUUGAGGAAUUUUGAAAAAUCAGUAAGCAGAUUUUUCGAGCUGGCUUCCAAUUACAUGGAAGAGAAACGUGAUUUAUUGCUGUCAUCACAACUUAUUACAUAUCUUAAUUUCCUUAAAAUGGAUGGUGAGUUGAAUGAAAAAGUACGUUUGAAGAAAUUUCGAGACGAAGCGAAAAGUAUAUGCAAUAUGAACAACAAUGUUAACAAUGUCUCGCUGAUGGCAACAUUUGCAGAAAAAAUGUAUGAGUUGGGAGAAAAAAACGUAGCAAAAGUUUGUGCUAAUAAAUUCCUCAUGACAAAUAUGUGGGGUGAAGGUGAAAAGGUACGAGCAAUUUCGCUACUUCGUAUGGCUAUUGUAUAUAUAUCUGCAACUGAUGACGAAACCGAGAAGCGGCGCCUCAUUGCGAGUUUCAUAUGUGAAGGAAAACCUAUGGUUGAUGUGACAACAGAUGCAGAAAAGAUUGAAAAAAAAGUCAACAUUCGUCUCCAUAAUCUUCUGACAGCUAAAUACACGGGCGAAACAUGGGAAGGCUCUGUAGUUGAUCUCGUGGCGUCACUGACUCUUCUUUUUGCAUAUUAUUAUGCUGAUAAUAGCAAACGAGUACACAAUUUGAAAAAAUGCUACGCAACUUUAUCUGGCAUCAUGAAUACUUCACAACGCAGAUUUACUAGAAAAUAUCUGGAACUGUUGCGAAUGCAUGUCACCAGUAAUCCAUGUGAACCUCAACGCUUGUUAGUAGAAGCAUCUAUAAUGGCUUAUCAAAAAUUUCCAACAGAGAUAUCUUUUUUGAAGACUUAUAUAGACUGUUGUGCUGUAGGAACACGUGUCAUACAUUUAAGAAGAUUCCUAGAAAAUGAUGUGGAAGAUUGGCACACAAAUUACUGCCUUGCUUUUGGUUCUGUAUACCUUGAGUUAUUCCGGCACAGAAUGUUGCUAGAGACAAAUGAUUUCCAAUCGCCUGAGCUGCAUCGUCUUAGAGCAGCUGUGAAAAAGUCAAGUGAGCGUAUCGGUCACCGUGAUGAUGUUUUUUGGCGAUUAUUACUGCUUAUCGAGAAUGAACGGAAAGACAUUCCACGUGCACGCGAGGUGUUCUACCUAGCAUAUACUGAAUGUCCAUGGUCUAAAUCACUCAUUAUGGAUUACAAAGACGUCAGUGCUGGUGAGCAUGAGAAAUUACUGGAUGCACUAGUGGAAAAGAAGCUAAGGCUCCGGUGUGAGCAUGAAGAAAUUGCUAUAUUAUUGGAUAUGAAAUGA
Molecule: messenger RNA, 3234 nt
Organism: Brugia malayi
Lineage: Eukaryota; Metazoa; Nematoda; Chromadorea; Rhabditida; Onchocercidae
Exons: 19
Coding region: 1-3234 (1077 amino acids)
Biological process (GO): negative regulation of RNA catabolic process; regulatory ncRNA-mediated post-transcriptional gene silencing
Cellular component (GO): catalytic step 2 spliceosome
Source: RefSeq, a predicted model, not a curated record